UAGUGACGCGAUGAUGCCUCGUGGCGAGACCACGAGCGUCGAGUGCGCGAGACUCCUUACUGGGGUGCCAGGAGUUUCGGUGACUCGCGGUGGACGGGACAAGCGGAGAAAAUGCCCCAGGGUAACGAGAAAAUUGGAGAAAUGAGGCUGCAUAGAGAUGAUAAUAACGAAAAAUUUUGUGAAGAAAAAGACACAUAUUGUGAAAUGAACCGAGUGAGAGUGAAAUAAAAGAGAAAAACGAAAGUGUUAAUUUCCUUAAUUUAUGAUCAUCUCGAAUGGUUGAAGGGGGAAAAAACGGAAAGCGCGAGCGGCGUCGACGAAAGAGACGAAAACCCGAGGAGACGCGUCAGCGGAACGCAAAACUGGCGUCGUUAACGCACGAGUCACGGGGGACUCGGACCCGUCGACGCACCAACGGCGGUUCACUCUCGAGUCGCGGUAGUGCAGGGAUGCAGUGCGGCCUUUGCGCCGUACUCGCUGGGCUAUUCAGACGCGCCAUGUGCAUAGCCGGCAGCAGACGGGGCUCCGGUGAGUCUUGCUAUCAAGAAUUGACCACUGAACAACAGGUUAUGAUUGAUCAGAAGACGUGCGAGGUCGGGGUCACAAUCACCAGCGCUACCCCGGAGAGAACGGGCUCUUUCACGCACAGAUGUGUACGGGAUGUCAUUCCUGAGGUGAGAUUCCAUGAGCAUGAAAAAACUGGGGCGACUUCAGUUGUUGUUAUUUCGUUUGUGGCGAAAACAUCAAGUGCAGAAAUCGCUGUUGAUAGCUCCGAGGAGAAUGCACUGUUCGCCCGAAUUUCUGAAGAGGCUACGCUUCCGUCCUCAGGGGUUUUGCCCCCAGUGCAAUCAUCCCCGGAGGCUGCUGAAGAGGUGGAGAUGGAUGUGCCACGUCGUUUCUCAGAGACAGAACGUCUGUUGAUAGAUAGUUUAGAUAUCGAUGAGGAUCGAACAAAACACACUGGCAGAUUUCUCACGAUGCACAAGAGACGACGCAAACGGCUAACAACGAGAUCCCUGAGUCAGGAUCCGGGACUUUUGGAUGAUAUUUUUCAUGGACAAGUGCAGUGCAUUUUGCUGAGGGCCGGCCACUGGCGCUUCAACGCUUUCACCCUGGAGACUGUAUCGGGAGGUCGUUCUCUGCCAGUAAUGUGUGUACACCUGUUCCAAUGGUACGGUCUACUGCAGCAAUUCAAUUUGGACGUAGUCAGGGUGUGGAAGCUAUUCGCCCUUAUUGAGGAGGGCUAUCACAGUACAAAUCCUUAUCACAAUAGCAUACAUGCCACUGACGUCACGCAGGCGAUGCAUUGUUUCCUGCAAGAGGACAAAAUAAGAAAAAAUCUCACUGGUGUAGAGAUCAUGGCCUCUCUGAUAGCCGCCGUCACCCAUGAUCUCGAUCAUCCUGGGGUUAAUCAACCGUUCCUAGUCGCAACCAGCAAUCAUCUGGCCACUCUGUACGAGAAUACAUCAGUAUUGGAAAAUCAUCACUGGAGGUCGGCAAUUGCUUGUUUACUCGAGAGCGGUGUUUCCGAGCAGUUGUCACCCGAAAUCCGGGCGAAGCUUCAGCGAUACAUCAGCUCAUUGAUCCUCGCUACUGAUAUCACCAGGCAACAGGAGUUUCUGACUCGUUUCAGGACUUACCUCGACACAAACACCCUCGACAUGGAGCGCUCAGAGGACCGCCACUUCAUCCUCCAGAUAUCCCUGAAAUGCGCGGACAUAUCGAACCCCUGCCGCCCCUGGGACAUCUCCCGCAAGUGGGCGUACAAAGUGUGCGAAGAGUUCUUCAGACAGGGUGACUACGAGCGCCAGUUGAACCUGCCGGUGACUCCCCUCUGUGAUCGUUCCUCAAUCAGUAUCCCUAAGAUACAGGUAGGCUUCUUCGAGUUCGUAGUGACACCGCUGUACGAAGAGUGGAAUCGCUUUCUGGGUGACGGUUUGAGCAUAACGCUGAUGAGCCACCUGCGGGCGAACAGGAAGCGUUGGGAGGCUCUGAUCGCCCAGGAGACGGCGGAGGAGACGAAGACGGAGAUGUCGGACCUGGAGGAGGUCCACAGCACCCCCAGCUCCGAGGAGGAGAUUCCGCAUGAAGACACUGGAAGCGUUGAAGUUCUCAAUAUCGAGCUGCCAGCGGAGAAUGCAGUGACGAGAAUGGCCAGGCGUCACUCGGUACCGAUGCACACGAACACUCUGGCCCCACCCCCCAGGGUCAUUCGACGGGACAGCGUUCCCUGCGCCCACGACAGCUCCAAGCUACCCCUUGUCAAGCUGGACGACCAGAGUCUUCAUCCCUUGAGCUCGUUCUCCCUGAUGUCCUCGAAGUCGUCUCUCCUGGAGAUCACCACCAACAACAGCACAGGUGAGCGGCCAGUCUCCGCGGAGAACCUACUCCCGGAGACGAGCAUCGCCAGCAUCACGAGCAACAUCGAGGCCUCGAGACUCUGCACUAUUCUCCAGCCCGAAGCGCAGAAGUCCGCGCAGAGCAAACAGCUGACCAGACAGCAGACCUUCCCGCCUCUGCAGCCUUACGUCAGGAUCAGGUACAUGUCGACAACCGCGGAGAUGUCCAAGUGUCUGACGGAGACGCUGAUGGAGACGGAGUCGCCGGCGUCGUCGACCUCCACGAGUCCCUCCAGGGACAGAUCGAGUGCGAGCCACCGUGAGAGGAAGAUCAGUUCGCGAUCUUACACGGUGGAUCACAGCAGGCGACGGGAGUCAGCCUUUGCCGACUUCAAUCGGUUGAACGUCGAGUCGGCGAUGACUGGUGACCAACGGCGAAGGCACUCUGUCCAGGGGAUGAAGGGUGACGAAGUCGGCAAGCAUCAUCGGCACAAGAGGCCGUCGUCGGCCCAAGAGGCCGAUCCAGCGCAGAUCUACGCGAAUUUGACUGGGGGGUCCAGGGCGAGACAGAAGUCGAGUGGAAGUGACUCCAGGCCGGUGUCCAGGUCUGACUCCGAGAGACAGUGGAGCCUCGAGGAGUCGGCUGGCGAGGACCAGGGCUCUGGGGACCGAUGCAUGCCUCUCAUGGGGGGCCCCUUGGAGAAGAUGAAGGAGAGUGAGAUGAGGAGGUUCUCCACGCCGGUUACAGAGGUCAAGGUCUCCGGGGAGGGCGGGGGCAGGAGGUUCACCACUAUUCCGGUCACCUCGGAUCUGCCGACGCACAAGGUCUUCUUCAUUGGGAGUCCGCCGGAGUCGCCGCCGAGGCUCAAGAGUGUCUCCUCGAGUAGUGACAGUGGGAGUGAGCCCAGGAGGAGCAUUGGCGAGACUUCCUGCGAGGGGAGUGUUUUUGUGGGGGGCAAACGGGACUCCGAGGGCGGCAGGCACAAGGGCGGGAAGAUGAUGAAGAUGAGUGACGAUGGGAGGAUGAAGGAGAAUGUCGAUCCCAGGGGCAGUGACGAGGGCAAAUGCCCGGCUACCAGGCGCACGUCGCAGGGAUGGGCGAGGAGAAGGGGUUCAGCACCAGUGGGGCUGAUGUCUAGACUCGAUGACGUGUCAAUUACAAUGACCACGAGGAUCGACACUAAUGCACGGAGGGGAUCAGUACCCGCUGACAUCACCGACCACCAAACACUCAAAUCGGGGGGGUCAUUUAGAUCGGCACUGGGGCUGAAAAAAGAGAAUUUACCGGUGAUCAGACGAUCGAGUCUUCCACACGAGGCUGCCCUCGGCAGUAUAUUAGGUUUUCAAAUGACUGAUGACAGAGAGAACUUUCCCGUAAACAACAACAACAACAACAACAAUCACGGCAGCAACAACAACGCCCCAACAACUGGUAUGCCGUCACCUCGACGAGGCUCAGUACCAGCUGACAUAUCAGAAUUGCGUCGUGAUUUAUUCGGUCGGAAUAGUGUUAAUGGAAAGACUCGUAAUCGUAAAAAAACACUGAAGAGACGCAGCAGCGGGGGUCCAGAGAUGUUCGCUGGUAAUACGGAUGACAAUGAGAAUGGAAAAUGGAGUGGCUGGAAGAGGGAACUGUCCAAGAGGGACUCAAUACCAGAGCCAAGUGUCAAACGACGUGGCUCACUACCCGUUGAGAUGGUUUCCAUAUCACAUGCUGGCAUUGGUGGAACGAGAAGAUCGAGUCUGUGGAGACUCUAGCAGCAAAUGAAAACACCUGGGACAUCUUCGAGUAUCAUCAGCAACGAGUGAUGGCGACACAUUUCUGUUGAUUUUAUUUUCGUUCUUUUUGUCUGGAUGAAGAGAGAGAAAGAGAGAGAGAGAGAUGAAGGACAUGGAGAUGAUCUUCCACCAGUUUCAUUGGUGCAGAGAGUGUAAUCCUAGCGGUGAGAGGGAGGGGAUACGCGAGAGAUGUUUGUCAGCGUGACCUUGAGCCGUCUAACAGUAAAAAAGAAGCAUAAAAUACGUCUCAAUUGUCUUCCUGAUAACAGGAAGGAUGUGCAUGCGCCAAAAUUAAUUUGUGCCAUAAAUAAAUGACCGAUAAUAUCUCAAAAUCAAUGCGGCUCAAGUGAAAUUAAGUGAAAAAAUUCAAAUGAUUUCGGAUGUACAGUUGAUUUGCAUUAUAUAUACAACACAGGGUUCAUAAUUGACGAUUUUAUUAAUUAAAAAAAACGAUGCCUAGGUACGGAGAAUGAGAAAAGACUGGUAGAGAAACAUUGCGGCUGUAGAAGCUAGAUGUUAACGAGCGUAGAUUGAAAUAAAAAUGAAUUUACAAGAAAAAAAAUAAUAAUUGAAAUGACAUUUGCUCAUAUCUGAAAACACGUUAAUGGGACAAACAAUAGGUGGAAUUGAACAAUGGAGUGGGGAAUUACACUGAGGAAAGAGUAUUUUAAAAGUGAGAAAACAAAUUUCUCAUCGACAAUUUUUUUCCCGUCAAUCUACACUCCACUCCUCAGAGAUCACAGUUGAAUGAAAAAUUUGGUAAUCUCAACUGCUGAAGGUAGACAUUCAAGCCUUGUGUAGACCAAGAAAAUAACUGGAACAAUAACCGAAAGAAAAAUGUUGAAGGCAACUCAAUGAAGUCAUUAGCAAUCCCGUCACAUCAUCCAUAAUCUCAUACUCAUCGUUGUUGUUACGCAAUAAUUAAGGGAAUAAUCCAGUGAUUUGGUGACCUGUCAAUCCCAACAACUGUUGAUUGAUCGUAAACUGGACAAGAACAAAUAAUUAACACAUAAAGAAUGUUCAAGUAGUUAGUCAUUGAACGUUAGUCUGUAAUAUGAACCUAGAGAAAGCAUAGAAUAUAAAUUAAAAUCGCGCGAUGUAUUCAUGUAAUCGUAAUUAUUUAUAACUGGUUAAAUGAACAGGAUUAUUAUGAGCAAUAUGAAAAAAAAAACUGAUGAAUCAAAAGUUGAAGAAAGGAUUGAGUAAUGAUUAAUCGUAAAUACGCUCAUUAAUGGACUAUUGAAUUAAGAUCGUUUACCUCGUGUGCUCUCAUCCCCCCCACAAAUGUAUCUGAUUAUGAAUCCUCACAGACUACUUAAGAGACCACGAUAUUACGUAUUGGCUCGAUUUUCAAGCUAGCAUAAACAAUCAUGACGGGAGGGAACACCUUUGCGUCAUCCUUCAAGUAGAUUUGUCUCUAUUGAAUCGUAAUAUUUCUCGAGAUUGAUGUUACGCUGUCAUAAAUGCUGAAGGGAGAACUUCAUUAGUCAUCUCAAGGGAUCGAAGUAAUAGUUUAUCGGUGGCUAAUACUAAUUAAGGAACAAAGGAUCAUCUUGUAGGGGUUAAAAAUAUUACAGAUGUAGCAAACGGAUAAUCUGUGUCGAAAUAGAAUAGAACUAAUCAUCUUCACUCGGAUUUCAAUUCCAUUUCCGCAUGAGAAAAGACGAGAGUUUUGCUCGAGUUGAUGAUUAAGAGGCCUUGGGAGUAAAUAAACUACUGAAAUGCGGAGAAAUCUUGGGGGCUUGAGGUCUCAGGCAAAGGGAGGUGGAAAAAUCUGAAGGAUGGCUUGAAUAAUUUGUUCAUUCUGUAGGAAUUGGAUGCAGUGAGUUGAAGCUGAUGUGGAGGGGAUAAAUAAUUUUAAGGAAGGUUCAAAAAUGCGAGGUGGGGGACCGAUGUGAGCCUCGCCAUCUUGGGAUACCGCCCCCUGAUGAAAAUGGCUUUACACAUGGCGGCGCCCCACCUCCCAUUUUUAAACAUUUCUCGAAGCUACUUAUCAUUUUUAGAUCACACGCAACUCGUUUCAUCCAGUUCCUACAAAAUGAACAAAUUUUUUAAGCCAUUUUUCAGAUUUUUCCAUUCCCUUUUUGCUGAGAAUUCAUGGCACAAAGUUUUGCCAGCAUUUUAGUGGUUUUCUUGAAUGAUUUUUCCAUAUGGAAAGGUUAAAAAAUCAGGAACGGAGUUCGGAAAAAAAACAACUAAAGGCUGCUUUCACUCAAUUUCUUCGUCCCAACGAAAUUUGAAUUGUCACAGGUUACAUUCACUUUUCAAUUUUUCAUGAAAAUCUAUGAUGAAAAAUCUGAAGGAUGGCUUGAAUAAUUUGUUCAUUCUGUAGGAAUUGGAUGCAGUGAGUUGAAGCUGAUUUGGAGGGGAUAAAUAAUUUUAAGGAAGGUUCAAAAAUGCGAGGUGGGUGACAUGUGAGCGUCGCCAUCUUGGGAUACCGCCCCCUGAUGAAAAUGGCGCUACACAUGGCGGCGCCCCACCUCGCAUUUUUAAACAUUUCUCAAAGCUACUUAUCAUUUUCAGAUCACACGCAACUCGUUUCAUCCAGUUCCUACAAAAUGAACAAAUUUUUUAAGCCAUUUUUCAGAUUUUUCCAUCCCCUUUUUGCUGAGAAUUCAUGGCACAAAGUUUUGCCAGCAUUUUAGUGGUUUUCUUAAUGCCGAGGCCUCUUGAGACAUUUCCCAAAUUAAACUUGAAUGAUUUUUCCAUAUGGAAAGAUUAAAAAAUCAGGAACGGAGUUCGAAAAGGAAAAAACCAGAACUAAAGGCGGGUUUCACUCGAUUUCCUCGUCCCAACCAAAUUAGAAUUGUCACAGGUUACAUUCACACAUGGCCUCAACGUUCUUGACAUGUCACUCAACAACUUCGACUUUAGCAAAACCGAAACGGAACUGCAUAGCAGUUGGCAGAUGUUCAGGGAUAUGAAUUUUCCAUGCGGAUUUACCAUAGCAUCGUGUUUUAUCAGAAAGUACUAGAUGUACGUCCUUCCUCGCUCAGCGGCAGGUCAUCAUCAUCUCCCAUAUGUGUACAUAAUCAUCGAGCAAUGAUAUACAACAGGUUGGGUCGAACAUAAUGAGACCAUUGACAUUCUCCGAUUGACCUGUCGCGAGAGUCUCACUAGAUUAAUUAAAACUUUAAUGAAAAGACCACACUGUGCACCAAUUUCUCUAAGGAAAUAUGUGAAACAAAUGACUUAUAGAAGGGACCUACUCUACCUUUUAUCGCACUUUAAAAGAAUAAUCUUUUCCAAUAAAAAAAAAUGCACAAUCGAGAAAUUGUCUUGUCCUCCUCCGAGAAAUGACGGAUUUUAAUCAAAUGAAACUCAAGUUGCGCCUGAAAUUUUUCAUUUACUUUAACAACAGUCAAAUAAAUCAUUCAUUCAUUUCAAAUGAAUCUUCUGUUGGAAUCAAAUGAACGUUUUUUUAUAUUAAAAAAAUAUAUUUAUUUGAAUGCAGCUGAAACGACAGAAAAAUUCAAUUGAGAGGACUUUUGAGGGCGCAAGAGUCAACAAUCAUGUGACCAAACUUUCUUCAAGUGCAAACGAGUUUUCUCACGACUUGAAAAUACUUAUAGUCCCCCAGACUCGCCUAAAUCGAAUUUUCCGCGGGCAAAUCCUUCGCUAGUUUCAGCUCCAUUUGGAUUACGUCAGUGUUCCGUCAAAUCUGAUGACAAAAACGGAAUAAAUAUUCUUGAAUGUAUCACUUGCAUCAGCAAAAAGUAAUCACCCUCGAUGAAAAUCGAGCCUCAUUAUAUCCGUUACCUCAGAAUGUUCAGUAUCGAUUCAUUCCAGCUCUUUGUCUUCCCCCAGCGAAAACUCCUCACGUCUUUUAUUGUCGCAAUUUCAUUUUCACGAUUUUCCUAGCUCUAGCUUUAUUCCCUUUGAUUCAAAUAAACCAUUUCUCGGGGGAGGGGGGGGGCACUCGAAUUGUCCAGACCUCUUGAAGACUUUAAAUGAAAAAACCAUCGUUGUCGAGCUGUUUCCUAUUACGUGAAUAUUAAAAAUAAAAUGAAACCGAGGUAAGCCAUCUGAUGACGGUGAAAAAUUAAUUAUCAUUGUAUGUGUGUGUGUGUUACACCCUUCCCCCCAAGAAACCCGAAAUAGUUGAAGUUUUAAUUCAGUAGCGAAGUGGUAAAACGGUACAAGUCAAUUUUGACUGUUGACCAGUUUUCAGCGAAUA
Messenger RNA from Diachasma alloeum, 8295 nucleotides. RefSeq lists its product as uncharacterized. The transcript has 15 exons. NCBI's taxonomy places the organism in Eukaryota, Metazoa, Arthropoda, Insecta, Hymenoptera, Braconidae. The record is from RefSeq and is a predicted model, not a curated record. Gene Ontology annotation, molecular function: 3',5'-cyclic-AMP phosphodiesterase activity. Bases 276 to 4097 code for a protein of 1273 amino acids.